Messenger RNA from Acomys russatus (golden spiny mouse), 2731 nucleotides. RefSeq names its product MYB proto-oncogene, transcription factor (gene Myb). Bases 222 to 2465 code for a protein of 747 amino acids. Gene Ontology annotation, cellular component: nucleus. Gene Ontology annotation, molecular function: RNA polymerase II cis-regulatory region sequence-specific DNA binding; DNA-binding transcription factor activity, RNA polymerase II-specific. The transcript is spliced from 16 exons. The record is from RefSeq and is a predicted model, not a curated record. Lineage: Eukaryota; Metazoa; Chordata; Mammalia; Rodentia; Muridae. Gene Ontology annotation, biological process: regulation of DNA-templated transcription.
UGUUUACAGAGUUACACUUUAAUAUCAACCUGUUUCCUCCUCCUCCUUCUCCUCCUCCUCCGUGACCUCCUUCUCCUCCCCUUUCUCCUGAGAAACUUCACCCCCGUGGUGCCGAGCGCCUCUGCGCAGCCGGGGAAGGACGCAGGCAAGGCGGAGGGCAGCGGGAGGCGGCAACCGGUGCGGUCCCCGGGGCUCUUGGCGGAGCCCCGGCCCGCCUCGCCAUGGCCCGGAGACCCCGGCACAGCAUAUACAGUAGCGAUGAGGAUGACGACGACAUUGAGAUGUGUGACCAUGACUACGAUGGGCUGCUUCCCAAAUCUGGAAAGCGUCACUUAGGGAAAACCAGGUGGACAAGGGAAGAGGAUGAAAAGCUGAAGAAGCUAGUGGAGCAGAAUGGAACCGAUGACUGGAAAGUGAUUGCCAAUUACCUGCCGAACCGGACGGACGUGCAGUGCCAACACCGAUGGCAGAAAGUGCUAAACCCUGAACUCAUCAAGGGUCCCUGGACCAAAGAAGAAGAUCAGAGAGUGAUAGAGCUUGUUCAGAAAUACGGCCCGAAACGUUGGUCUGUUAUUGCCAAGCACUUAAAAGGGAGAAUUGGAAAACAAUGUAGGGAGAGGUGGCAUAACCACUUGAAUCCAGAAGUUAAGAAAACCUCCUGGACAGAAGAGGAAGACAGAAUUAUUUACCAGGCACACAAGAGACUGGGGAACAGAUGGGCGGAAAUCGCAAAGCUGCUGCCUGGACGGACUGACAAUGCUAUCAAGAACCACUGGAAUUCCACCAUGCGUCGCAAGGUGGAACAAGAAGGCUACCUGCAGGAGCCUUCAAAAGCCAGCCAGCCGCCGGUGGCCACUGGCUUCCAGAAGAACAGUCAUCUGAUGGGUUUUGCUCACACCUCAGCUUCAUCUCAGCCCCCGGUGAACAGUGACUACCCCUAUUACCACAUUUCCGAAGCACAAAACAUCUCCAGCCACGUUCCAUAUCCUGUAGCGUUGCAUGUAAAUAUAGUCAAUGUCCCUCAGCCAGCUGCUGCAGCGAUCCAGAGACACUAUAAUGAUGAAGACCCUGAGAAGGAAAAGCGAAUAAAGGAACUAGAGUUGCUUCUGAUGUCAACCGAGAAUGAGCUCAAAGGACAGCAGGCAUCACCAACACAGAACCAUACUUGCAGCUAUCCAGGGUGGCACAGCACCUCUGGUGUGGACCAGAGCCGACCUCUUGGAGACAAUGCACCUGUGUCCUGUUUGGGAGAUCAUCACGCCACGCCUUCUCUGCCUGCGGACCCUGGCUCUCUUCCUGAGGAAAGCGCCUCGCCUGCAAGGUGCAUGAUCGUCCACCAGGGAACCAUUCUGGACAAUGUUAAGAACCUCUUAGAAUUUGCAGAAACACUCCAAUUUAUAGACUCUGAUUCUUCACGGUGCGAUCUCAGCAGUUUUGAAUCCGCUGAAGAAGCAGCAGCUUUUUCACCUAGCCAACAGCACGCAGGCAAAGCCUUCCCGCCUCAGCAAAGAGAGGGGCCCGCAGGAGAGCCUAGCCUGAGGGUCAACAGACGGCUGAGCGAGGCUUCCCUGGGCCCAGCCAAAGCCUUACCUCCCACGAGGCACAGCAUGGUUCCGCUGGUCAUCCUCCGGCACAGGCGGGGCCAGGCCAGCCCCUUAGCCGCGGGAGACUCUAGCUCCUUCCUCUUUGCUGACGUCAGCAGCUCACCUCCCAAGUGUUCCCCUGUCAAAAGCCUGCCCUUCUCUCCCUCGCAGUUUUUGAACACUUCCAGCAACCAUGAAAACUCAGCUUUAGACAUGCCUACUUUAACCUCUACUCCGCUCAGUGGUCACAAACUGACACCGUGUCAGAGAGACCAGACUGUGAAAGCCCAGAAGGAAAAUUCCAUCUUUAGAACUCCAGCUAUCAAAAGGUCAAUCCUGGAGAGCUCUCCGAGAACUCCCACACCAUUCAAACAUGCACUUGCAGCUCAAGAAAUUAAAUAUGGCCCCCUGAAGAUGCUACCUCAGACACCCUCUCAUUUAGUGGAAGACCUACAGGAUGUGAUCAAGCAGGAAUCCGAUGAAUCUGGAAUUGUUGCUGAGUUUCCAGAGAGUGGUCCACCAUUGUUGAAGAAAAUCAAACAGGAGGCGGAGUCACCAACUGAUAAAGCUGGAAAUUUCUUCUGCUCAAACCUCUGGGAAGGGAACAGUCUGAGCACCCAACUGUUCGCUCAGGCAUCUCCUGUGGCAGAUGCCCCAAAUAUUCUUACAAGCUCUGUUCUUAUGACACCGGUAUCAGAAGACGAAGACUAUGUUCCCAAAGCCUUUACAGUGCCUAAAACCAGGCCCCUGGUGGGUCCCUUGCAGCCCUGCGGCGGUGCCUGGGAGCCAGCAUCCUGUGGGAAGACAGAGGACCACAUGACAGCCUCCGGACAGACUCGAAAAUAUGUGAACGCGUUCCCAACUCGGACUCUGGUCAUGUGAGGCAUUUCCAGAAAAGCAUUAUGGUUUUCAGAACACUUAAAAUUGACUUUUGACAUACAUUCUUCAUCAUGGAACGCUUCCUGAUUGAGAGAAGAAGCUAUUUUUGUUGUGGUACAACAGUUGAGAACAGCACCAAGUGCGUUUUAGUUGCAUGAAAUCUCGCUGGAUUUCACCCAACUAAAAAAGAUUUUUUUAAAAAAAAUUAAUGAAUAACAGUCUUGCCUAAAUUAUUAGGUAAUGAAUUGUAACCAUUUGUUAAUAUCAUA